Molecule: messenger RNA, 4347 nt
Organism: Phyllopteryx taeniolatus (common seadragon)
Lineage: Eukaryota; Metazoa; Chordata; Actinopteri; Syngnathiformes; Syngnathidae
Gene: tyw1
Product: tRNA-yW synthesizing protein 1 homolog (S. cerevisiae)
Exons: 16
Coding region: 464-2677 (737 amino acids)
Biological process (GO): wybutosine biosynthetic process
Molecular function (GO): 4 iron, 4 sulfur cluster binding; FMN binding; catalytic activity
Source: RefSeq, a predicted model, not a curated record
CUAGUUUAUUUCAUCCAUCCAUCCAUUUUCCGUACCGCUUUCAGUAAAAAAAAACAAAAAAAACUUCAACUAGAUUUUAAAUUAGUUAUACGUACUGUAAUUUGUUCAGGUUGCUGUCUAUUGAUUGUGGUUUGUUUCGUAUCGUCUCCACGCGACAGGUGACUGUAAAUUUACUCGUAUGACAUCAGUGGUCGUAAGAAAUACGUUUCCCAGGGUGCAUUUCGUGUUUUUUUUUCGACCACGCUUUCUUUUGACUACCAUGUAUUUUGUAAUUUAAUAAUGCCUGCAAAUAAUGUUACUGGUUAGUUUUCGUGUUUAUCUAAACAUGAAUAAUAAAAUAAUUUUUACGUUAUGCGAAACGUCUUCGUUUAAAGACUCUAAGAACUACAUCUCCCAUUAGCCUUUUCGACCGAACGGCAAUGGUUCUGCACGGCACCAGUAGCCACUGUACUUGUUAAAAUAUAUGUGGUCAGACAAAACGUUUGCACCCAUGUACUGCUUUAUAGUUUUCGCUGUAUUUUUCGGAUCUUGUGCGAGUAGCUCGAUCACAAAAGCGUCGGACUCUUCUCACAGCGCCUACGAGAACUACGUCACGUACAUAUGGCACAACCGGCUCUACUUGUACACGGCCGCCGCACUCACCAUCACGCUGUGGUUCUCGCUCAACAUAUUCCUCAAGAAGAAAACCUUCUCAAAGGAUGUCAUCAGCCCCUGGGUCCAGGAGGCCACCAAGAAAGACGAGUGCUGUGCUAAACCUGCUGAAGUUCAGAGUUUCGCAAAGGAGAUGUCGGCAGACGUGAGGAGUUUGGGCCUGCCGGCCGAGGUGAUGGACAUGAAGGAUUACGAUCCGGACGAUCGGCUGGCUGAAGAGUGCAGCAGCAAGUGUGUGUGCGUGUUCCUGGUGGCCACGUACACGGAUGGGCGGCCCACCGACAACGCCGACUGGUUCUGCAAGUGGCUGGAGGAGGCGUCCACCGACUUCCGCUAUGGGAAGACGUACCUGAGGGGCCUCCGCUACGCCGUGUUUGGCCUGGGAAACUCGCUCUACGCCGCCCAUUACAACACGGUGGGCAAAAACGUGGACAAGUGGCUGUGGAUGCUGAGCGCCUCCCGCGUCCUGACCCGCGGCGAAGGCGAUUGCAAUGUGGCCAAGAGCGCCAAUGGCAGCGUCCAGGCCGACUUCCUGGCCUGGAAGCUCAAGUUCCUCAAACGUCUGCGGGAUCUCUGCCGGGACGACGACGACGACGACAAGUGCUGCGGGAAACGCGAGAAGGGUACUUCCUGUGUCAAGACGGAUGGACAGGAAGUCGAAGCGUACGAGAACGCCGCUCUGGAUCAUAACUACACUGAGGAGGAGCCGGUGGAGUCGAGCAGUGACGACGACUCGCCAACCUCCCCCUCCGUGUUGGAUGUGGAGGAUCUGGGCAGCCUGAUGAUGAGCAACGUCAAACAGAUUCCCUCAGACGGCGGGCAGGUGGCCAAGCGCUCCAGGAAGGUGGCGAGGAAGAGCCAAGAGGAAAAAGAGGAAGAGCGACGGGAGAUGAUCACACCCGCCCUGAGAGAAGCUCUGAGUAAACAAGGUUACAAGCUGAUCGGAAGUCACUCAGGGGUGAAGCUGUGCCGUUGGACCAAGUCCAUGCUGCGAGGCCGAGGUGGCUGCUACAAGCACACCUUCUAUGGCAUCCAGUCCCACCGCUGCAUGGAGACCACGCCCAGUCUGGCCUGCGCCAACAAAUGCGUCUUCUGCUGGAGGCACCACACCAAUCCGGUGGGCACCGAGUGGCGCUGGAAGAUGGACCCCGCCGAGAAGAUCCUGCAGGACGCGCUGGAGAAGCAUCAGGACAUGAUCCGACAGUUUCGAGGCGUCCCCGGCGUGAAGCGGGAGCGUUACGAGGAGGGUCUGACGGUGCAGCACUGCGCUCUGUCCCUGGUGGGCGAGCCCAUCAUGUACCCCGAGAUCAACCGCUUCGUGCGCCUCCUCCACUCCCGACGCAUUUCAAGCUUCCUGGUCACCAACGCGCAGUUCCCCGAGGAAAUCAGGAGCUUGGAUCCCGUCACGCAGCUGUAUGUGAGCGUGGACGCCAGCACCAAGGAGAGCCUGAAGAAGAUCGACAGGCCGCUCUUUAAGGACUUCUGGACGCGAUUCCUAGACAGCCUCAAGGCCCUGGCGGAGAAGAGGCAGCGAACGGUGUACCGUCUGACGCUGGUGAAGUCGUGGAACGUGGACGAGCUGACGGCCUACUCUGAGCUCGUCGCCUUAGGCCAGCCCGACUUCAUCGAGGUCAAGGGCGUGACGUACUGCGGCGAGAGUUCGGCCAGCAAUCUGACCAUGGCCAACGUCCCGUGGCACCGGGAAGUGGUCGACUUUGCGCGGCAGCUGCUCGACUUGCUGCCCGGUUACGACAUCGCCUGCGAGCACGAGCACUCCAACUGCCUGCUCAUUGCGCACAACAAGUUUAAGGUGGACGGCGAGUGGCGAACGUGGAUCGACUACGAGCGCUUCCAGGACCUGGCCCGGGCCCAACUGGAGAGCGGCGGCCAGAAGGUCUUCGCCUCGUCGGACUACACAGCGCCAACCCCCGACUGGGCGCUCUUUGGGGCCCGCGAGCGGGGCUUCGACCCGGCCGAAAGCCGCUUCCAGAGGCGCAACAAAGGCAAAGACGUCUCCGGAUGCUGACGGCGCCGCUGGGACCGGGACUUUGCGUCGGCUCUUGUUUUCAGGACGUUCCCUUUCUCUGUUGUUGUUGGGGUUUUUUGGGGUUGUUUUUUUUUGGUUUCCUAGUCAACUGACAAAAUUGAAUCUGGUGAGCAAUUGAUACCAGUUGAUUAAAUUCAAUCGAUCCUCUCGGCAGCUUCAUUAGCGGCCUGGUUAUAGAGCGCAGUUGUCAAACUCGAGGCCGGUUGCUUACAUCUGGCCCGUUAAACAGAUUAGUUCUUUUCAUUUUAGCAGAAUGUCUGUCCCAAAUUUUACAUUUUCCUUCACUGUUAGCAGAUAAUACUGAACAGGCAUUUUCCCUUCGUAAUACCAGACAAUGUUAGCCCGUCAUUGGCAAAUUCACCUUUUUUUUUUUUUAGCCUAUUCUCCAUUACAUAGUGAAAAGGAACUACCGUAUUUUCGCGACCAUACGGCGCAUCGUAUUAAAAGGCGCGGUCUCAGUUACGGGGUCAAUUCAUGCAUUUAACACAUACAUAAGGCGGACCGUAUUAUUGGGCGCAGGCAUGGUAAAACAUACGCUAGCUUAAAACAUACGGUAGCAUGCAUGCACGCAAAAAGGCAGCGGGAGCAUAACUCAGUUCGGUUGUACUUUAUUGAAGUCUUUAGCAAUGUACUCGCGUUAUUUUUUGAUCAAUCCUCAUCCACAAAUCCAUGAAAGUUGUUCUGUAUCAUGUCCUGUAUCCGAAAUGAACAGCUGGGCAAUUUCGCCACCAAACAUGCCGGGUUCCCUCUCGUCAUUGUCGGGGUCAGUCUCGUUGCCGGGGGGCUGUUCAGCAAUGAUGCCGGCGUUUUCCUGCUUCCUCCACUUGCGGAGCGCUCAUUAAAGUCACACAACAACAUUUACAGAUUUUGGAACUCGGUGCACACACAAGGCGCCCCAUCCAUUUUGGAGAAAAAUUUAAGACUGCGCCUUAUGGCCGUGAAAAUACGGUACGUUAAAGUACGCUGAGGAGGUUCUUUGCCAGCGGCUAUGUUGAAGUGAGUUGAGGAGCUUUGUUUCGACAAAGGUAGUGCUUUGCCACCAUCCUGUGGCAUGUUGGUGUCAGGGAACUAUGUUAACAUCAGUUGAGGAGCUUCAUUUUGACAAAAGUAGUUCGCUGCCGUCUUUUGGCAUGUUGGUAUCAUGUCUGUGUUGGAGUGAGUAGAGAGGAGCUUCAUUUAGACAAAGACCCUUUCGUGGCAUCUUGGUGCCAAAGAACUAUGUUGACGUGAGUUGAGGAUUUUCAAGUGCUUUGCCACCAUUUUGUGACAUCUUGAAGCAAUUAUAAAAAAAAUUUGCGCGGGGUCAUGAAUUUUCACGAUUCAUGCAGUGGAGUACUGAAAUAUUUGGUUGUCACAAUUUUUUUCCAUGAUUGUGAUUUCAAAUUCAAUUUGUUAAAUGUAUAACAAUUCAAUGACAAUUGUCUAUUUGUAAUUUAUGAGGUGAUUAUACGUUUAUGAUUUUCACUGUCAUAACUGCCCUGUUUGGGGCAAUUUCCAUGAAAAUAUUGGAUUAGGUUCCUGAUAAAUUACAUUCGUGUCAAAACUUGAAAUCUUGCUGAUGUAUGAAAAUUGAGCACAUUGUUUUGAAUUAUUAUUCAUAUUGUUUUUUUUUCAUUUGUAUGGAUACAUUAAAUUCAAUGUCAUCCGUC